AGGAGGGAAGGAUGACACCUCAUCCCUGAGAGCCCCCAACCUCGACUGGACGAAGCCUAGGUUUUUCCAACCCUAGCACUCUACAUGUCGACCGCCGUUGAUACUCACAUGGCGCAGCCCACAUCCUCCGUUCAACAACCAAUCGCCAGCACGGGAUCUCCAGCAGCGGCACAAUUUCAGGCACCCAACCGGACGGAGCAGCCUUCAAAUUCUGGCGUGAUUCUCUCCCCGCAAAUUGCUGCCUCGCGGCUCACCUUGCCACCGCCGCCAUCAUUGGGAUCCUAUAGUCUUUUUAACAUGCCGGAGCCCUUUUCACGGACACCUACAACCCUACAUCUGGCGGUUCCCCAGCCCACUGCAGCGGUGUCUCCAGCACCACUCGCCCCCAUUUCAAUGCCCUAUGCUGGUCCGACGUUCUCCGGACAGCCCGGCCUCUCACCGUUUGAGGUUCCUUCACAAUCACGACAGUCGGGGUCUACGGUAACCUUAUCUACCAAUGUUACAAAUAUUGCUACCACCCGAUUGGAUAAGGUUGAAGAUUAUUUACCGUGGCGUACACAGUUUGAAUCUUUUUUAGUCUCUCAUGGUUUAUUGGGUAUCGUUGAUGGCUCUAUUCCUGCACUGCCACAAUUAAUUUUUGAUAAUUUUACUAGAGAGGUUCCCAAUCCUGAGUAUCACUCUUGGCUUAGAAUCGAUCAAAUUGUACGUUCAUGGAUAUUUGCUACCCUUUCCCGGAAUAUUUUAGUUGAGGUGCGUACUAUUCAUUUUUCUGCCUUGAUUUGGCAACGUUUGGAGACUAGAUUUAUGGCGGCUUGUGUGGCUCCUUCUAUCGAAUUAAAGAGGCUGUUAACUUCUUUAAAGAAAAAGGAGGACCAAUCCAUGGAGGAUAAUAGUAUUUAUGGGCAAGUUUACAUAGUAUAAAUGCUUUAUCGUCUUGUGUUAAUCACCCUCACUUUGCAGGAUUCCCAUCUGUUGAGCAAAAUUAUCAGUCUCCCCCACCGCUGGUAGUUUGUCAGCUUUGUUUCCCCCCAGGUCAUUCUGCCAUGUCAUGUUCACGGUUCAUGAGUUCUUCCACGUCGGCUCUGGCGGCUAUUCCUACGGGUGAAGCAAAUGCUGCUGUUUGGUACCCCGAUUCUGGGGCAUCUGCUCAUAUGACCCCGCAUGAAGACAAUCACACGGGAGCCAUACUCCUUCAGGCAAACCAAUAAAGACUCCGUUUAUCCCUUUCCAGCAACCUACCAGCCACCUGCGUCCCUUGCUUUAAAGACUACUCUUGUUUCGGGCCCAGUUUGGCACAACCGUCUUGGUCAUUGUGGGGAUCACAUUUUAUUGUCUCUUACGAAAAAUAAAUUUAUUUCUAGUACUAGUACUUUUUCACACGAUUGUGUUUCUUGUAAACUGGGCAAGUCCCACCGAAUUCCUUUUCAAGAUGUUAUUCAUAAUUUUAUUGCAUCAUUACAACUUAUUCAUUCUUAUGUCUGGCAGUCGCCAAUAUUAUCUAAUUUAGAAUUUAAAUAUUAUGUCUCGUUUAUUGAUGACUUUUCUAGGUUCACUUGGGUGUAUCCGAUGCAUAAGAAAUCUGAGGUGUUUACUCAUUUUUGUAAUUUUCAAAAUCUUGUUGAAAAUUUAUUUGACUGCAAAAUUAAAUGUUUUCAGAGUGAUGGUGGCGGUGAAUUUGUGAAUUCCUCUUUUCAAAAUCAUUUUUUAAAAUGUGGUAUUCUUUUUCGUAAAUCUUGUCCGGAUACACCCGCGCAAAAUGGUGUGGCUGAACGAAAGCAUAGACACCUACUUGAAUUGGCUCGCACCCUGCUUCAAGAGGCAAAACUUCCUCCCACUUUUUGGGUGGAUGCCCUAUACACGGCUACAUACAUAAUUAACCGUUUGCCCACAUCCAUUUUGCGUGGUUUGUCUUCGUUUGAGAUUCUUUUUCAAAAAUCCCCUGACUAUAAUUUCUUUCGUGUGUUUGGGUGUGCGUGUUUUCCUAAUUUUGUUGCUAGUUCUUCCAACAAACUUUCCCCACGAUCCAUUAUGUGUGUGUUUCUUGGAUAUGCCCCGGGAUAUAAAGGAUACGGUUGCCUUAAUCCCCGAACAGGUCGUGUCUACAUAAUUCGGGAUGUUGUUUUUCAUGAGACCUCUUUUCCAUAUUCAGAUCUAUGUACCUCAACCUCCUCUUCCCUACCUGCAGCCUUACCUCCGUGGACUUUACCUACCGCUCCUUUAUUUCCUCCAACAUCUACCACCCUCCCAGCGCCACCAUCCAACAUGCCAGAAACCAAGUCCUCUACCCUGCCAACAUUUCCCCAUGCUGCCACUUCGGCACCUCCCUCCCCCUAUGGCACCUCACCACAGAUCACCCCAUCCGACACCCCACUACUCUCCAGCCCUUCUUCGGCCUCAACAUCCCCAGCCCAGUCUCCAUUCCCUGAUCUUGACCCCUCCCCACAGCAGCCUAUACCUACGACGUCUCCCCCCCCAUGCAAACCCUAUGGCUCCUAAUGUUCAUCCUAUGAGCACGAGAGCUAAAGAUGGUAUUUUUAAAUCCAAAUCUAUUUUUACUUUUAAACACUUUAGCUCUCCCUAAUGAUCCCACUUGUUUUUCUCAAGCAAAUAAAAAUUUAAUUUGGCAGGCAGCCAUGACCGAUGAAUUUAAUGCUCUCAUUACUAACCAUACCUGGGAUUUAGUACCUUGUGACAGAAAGAAAAAUAUGGUUGGUUGUAAAUGGAUAUACAAAAGUAAAUAUCUUUCUGAUGGAUC
Molecule: messenger RNA, 2755 nt
Organism: Cuscuta europaea
Lineage: Eukaryota; Viridiplantae; Streptophyta; Magnoliopsida; Solanales; Convolvulaceae
Source: the annotation of a GenBank genome assembly